GCCCUCCACUCCGCCCCGCCGCCUCUCCGCCCACCGGAAACACGCACUGCAAAGGGGAGGGAUCCGCCACGAGGGCCGCGCUGCGGGACGCCAUGGACUUCACCGCCGCGUCCAGCAGCAGCAGGCUCUCUAGAGAGGGCGAGGAGGAGGAGGGGGAGGAGCAGGAGAUGGAGGAGGAGGAGGAGGAGGGGGACGAGCCUUCCCCGCGUGAGAUCCCCUUCAUGCCGCCCGCCGCCUCCCCGCCUUCCGUCUCUCCAUCCGCCGCGGCUGCCUCGGCCUCCGCCUCCGCGUCAAGCUCUCCCUUCCGCUCCAGCGACGGCGCGGGGGCGUCCGGCAGCGGCGCUGGGCCCGACGUCGACGCCGAGCCAAUCGACAAGGAGCACAUGUUCGACAAGGUGGUGACGCCCAGCGACGUGGGGAAGCUCAACCGGCUGGUGAUCCCGAAGCAGCACGCGGAGAAGUACUUCCCGCUGGACGCCGCCGCCAACGACAAGGGCCUGCUCCUCAGCUUCGAGGACCGCGGCGGCAAGCUCUGGCGCUUCCGCUACUCCUACUGGAACAGCAGCCAGAGCUACGUCAUGACCAAGGGCUGGAGCCGCUUCGUCAAGGAGAAGCGCCUCGACGCCGGGGACACCGUCUCCUUCUCGCGCGGCGCCGCCGACGCCGCGCGCGACAGGCUCUUCAUCGACUGGAAGCGACGCGCCGACCCGCACGCGCGCCUCGCGCGCAUGCCCAUGCCCAUGCCCAGCGCGUCGCCAUACGGGCCAUGGGGCGCCGGCCCGGGCGGGUUCUACAUGCCGUCCGCGCCUCCGGCCACGCUCUACGAGCACCACCGACUGCGCCAGGGCUUCGACUUCCGCACCAGCAUCAAUGCCGCUGGCCAGCCCAGGCCGCAGGUGCUCUACUUCGGCUCUCCGGGGCUGCCUCCGCAGCACUCGCACAUGCCGCCUCCUCCGCAGCCGCAACAUCCUCAUCCGCUGCACAUUGCGGUGCAACAACCCAGCCCCGCGGUGACGCUCGGCGUGCCCAUGGUCCUCGACUCCGUGCCAAUCGCCAGCAGCCCUACCGCGGCCUCCAAGCGCGUGCGCCUCUUCGGAGUCAACCUCGACAACCCACUGCCUUACGGUCAUCACGCCGGCGAGUCAAGCCAACAAGACGCCAACGCAUUGUCGCUGCGGAUGCCCGGAUGGCAAAGGCCGGCACCAUACAGGCUCCACGAACCGCCUCACCACGCACCAGCAGGACCCGAGUCUUCUGCCGCCUCCUCGCCCUCCUCAUCGUCAUCCUCCAAGCGAGAAGCGCAUUCCUCCUUGGAUCUCGAUCUCUGAACGCUAUUUGGUGGUCACCUCUCCAUCGGAAGCAUAGCCAAGGAAAGUUCAGCAAUUCCUUCCUCAUCAGUUUGGCUGGCACAUUCUUCUUUUUUUCCCCUCUUCCUCUCCACUUUUUGCGAUCCAUUAUAACAUCAACCGAUAGGAGCCAGCAGUAUUUGACAUUUUGUUUUUUCGGUUUUGUUUUCGCCAAUCAAAUUCUUGGUGUUGGUUUCAGAAUUAAUUAAUAUAUAGAGAGAAAUUAGCAGAGUUGUUUCGAA
This is a messenger RNA of Lolium rigidum, 1588 nucleotides long. Its product is annotated as B3 domain-containing protein Os02g0683500-like. The transcript has a single exon. The coding region runs from base 93 to 1328 and encodes 411 amino acids. Gene Ontology annotation, molecular function: DNA binding; DNA-binding transcription factor activity. The record is from RefSeq and is a predicted model, not a curated record. NCBI's taxonomy places the organism in Eukaryota, Viridiplantae, Streptophyta, Magnoliopsida, Poales, Poaceae.